Messenger RNA from Brenthis ino (lesser marbled fritillary), 912 nucleotides. The record is from the annotation of a GenBank genome assembly. Lineage: Eukaryota; Metazoa; Arthropoda; Insecta; Lepidoptera; Nymphalidae.
AUGGAUUCUACGCCAGACACAUUUAACGAAUCUGUGUCAUCAAUAUUAGAACGUAAAGUCCGUGGUUGGCUCACUGGAGUUUUCGACGACAUGCGACGGAGUAGUCCAGUUCAACAAUGGCUGGAUUCUUUACCAGCUGACUCAGAAACUGAAAACCAAAAUGAAACUGACAUAAUGACUGAUGAUAAAAUUAAAAAACUUGAGCAGAAUAGAGACUCAGGAUCAAAGUCUGAUGAAAACAAACCAGAUGAGUCCAUAACUGAAAAUACUGUAGUUGAAAAUGAAAUACAUCAAGAAGUUGUCCAUGAUGACAAAAGUUUAGAUGUUCCUGCACAAAGAGAGGCAUGGAAGAGAAAGUCCCUAGAAAGUGGGGUACUUACAAGCACUCCGCAUCCUAGAAAUGUUAAAAUGAAGCUACAAAGGGACCAUUCAGUUCAAUCUGAAGGAUACACACCAAGGUUUAAAAACCCUUUGUUCAGAGAUCAUUCAUUGCAGUCAGAUGCAAGUGGUUCAAGUGGGAGCUCAGUUUUAAAUGUAUUAGGAGCUAGAAAAGUUGAUGCAGAAUCAGUUCUUUUAGCUCUCGGAUUUGGUCCAAGUGAAAAGCAACAGAAAUUACAAAGAAUUCCAGAUAGAUUUUUAGUGCCAUCAAAACUUAAAGGAAUAAGUACAGAACAAUUUAUAAAAGAUGAACAACAUUCAAUGCGCAUGCAUGAUUGUGGGAUUUUUGGCUAUAGAGGCCUCACAGGGAAUCCUCAUGUUCCACCGUCGACAAUUGUAGCUAAAAUAAUGGAUUGCAUCCUCCAAGACGACGUGUGCCGCGAAGAGGCGUUGAUGAAGAGCCGGCAUUCCAUAGCGGACAUGCGCAGUCCCGCGGCAAUACACGCACAUCUAACAUCACGAUUACGAAGUACU